UACCCACCCAGCACCUCCUCCCCGCCACGCCCUUCGCAGCCCCUCCCUGGUGCCACUGGUGGCUUAGCCUAUACUCCCUCACCUUCCCAGACUCAGUGCCAUGCUAUGGGGAGUCUGAAACCAUGGGCCCGAUACCUGCUCCUGCUUAUGGCCCACCUGCUGGCCAUGGGCCUUGGGGCUGUGGUGCUUCAGGCCCUGGAGGGCCCUCCAGCUCGCCACCUCCAGGCCCAGGUCCAGGCUGAACUGGCUAGCUUCCAGGCAGAGCACAGGGCCUGCUUGCCACCUGAGGCCCUGGAGGAGCUGCUAGGUGCGGUCCUGAGAGCACAGGCCCAUGGAGUUUCCAGCCUGGGCAACGGCUCAGAGACAAGCAACUGGGAUCUGCCCUCAGCUCUGCUGUUCACUGCCAGCAUCCUCACCACCACCGGUUAUGGCCAUAUGGCCCCACUCUCCUCAGGUGGAAAGGCCUUCUGUGUGGUCUAUGCAGCCCUGGGGCUGCCAGCCUCUCUAGCACUUGUGGCUGCCCUGCGCCACUGCUUGCUGCCUGUGUUCAGUCGCCCAGGUAACUGGGUAGCCAUUCGUUGGCAGCUGGCACCAGCUCAGGCUGCUCUGCUACAGGCAGCAGGACUGGGCCUCCUGGUGGCCUGUGUCUUCAUGCUGCUGCCAGCACUGGUGCUGUGGGGUGUACAGGGUGACUGCAGCCUGCUAGAAGCCAUCUACUUCUGUUUCGGCUCACUCAGCACGAUCGGCCUAGGAGACUUGCUGCCUGCCCAUGGACGUGGCCUACACCCAGCCAUUUACCACCUUGGGCAGUUUGCACUUCUUGGUUACUUGCUCCUGGGGCUCCUGGCCAUGUUGUUAGCAGUAGAGACCUUCUCAGAGCUGCCUCAGGUCCGUGCCAUGGUGAAAUUCUUUGGGCCCAGUGGCUCUAGAACCGAUGAAGAUCAAGAUGGCAUCUUAGGCCAAGAUGAGCUGGCUCUGAGCACUGUGCCGCCUGACGCCCCAGUCUUGGGACAAACCACCCCAGCCUCAGUAUCAGAACAGACCCCAGCUUGAUGACCCAAGUCAGGCGACAGGAAUUCAGCUCGAUCGUGUUGGGGGACCUUGAGCGGGAGGCCCCAAGGUGUGCUUGAAGAACAUAGCAGGAAGGGGUUAUGGGAAUGAAGAUGUCAUGGGAUAAUGUUAAUUUUAAAAAUUAAAUGGGCUGCUUAGCAUGCA
Mus caroli (Ryukyu mouse) is the source of this 1215-nucleotide messenger RNA. It is a transcript of the gene Kcnk7, whose product is annotated as potassium two pore domain channel subfamily K member 7. Gene Ontology annotation, cellular component: plasma membrane. NCBI's taxonomy places the organism in Eukaryota, Metazoa, Chordata, Mammalia, Rodentia, Muridae. Gene Ontology annotation, molecular function: outward rectifier potassium channel activity; potassium ion leak channel activity. The record is from RefSeq and is a predicted model, not a curated record. Gene Ontology annotation, biological process: stabilization of membrane potential; potassium ion transmembrane transport.